Molecule: messenger RNA, 397 nt
Organism: Staurois parvus
Lineage: Eukaryota; Metazoa; Chordata; Amphibia; Anura; Ranidae
Source: the annotation of a GenBank genome assembly
AUGGGCCCCUGUACCGCCUCCUCAUGCUGCUGCCAGGCCCGUAAUCUGUCAUGGGCCCCUGUACCGCCUCCUCAUGCUGCUGCCAGGCCCAUAAUCUGCCAUGGGCCCCCGUACCGCCUCCUCAUGCUGCUGCCAGGUCCAGAGUGUCUCAUGGGUCCCUGUACGGCCUCCCAUUGCUGCUGUCUCCAUCGCCACACUCUGCCAUGUGCCACUUUCAGGUCUCCUCACACUGCUGGUGUGGGUUCCAUUUUGUCAUAGGGUGCUGGCAGAUUACGGGCCUCCCAUUGCUGCUGCCAGGCCCGUAAUCUGCCAUGGGCCCCCGUACCGACUCCUCAUGCUGCUGCCAGGCCCGUAAUCUGUCAUGGGCCCCUGUACCGCCUCCUCAUGCUGCUGCCAG